AUCCCAAUUCUAAAGCUAAUUGUUUUGGAUGAGUCCUAGUUAGUGGAGUUUAUGUGUCUUACUAUUGUGGUUGCUGAUAGCCACGUUUCCUUGUUUUUAGGUUUUGGUUUGUAAUGGAUAGAGAAUAGGAGUUUUUGGUUUGUCCGCCUAUUAUAAAUAGGCAGUUGUUAUUCAGUUUAAUGUGUGUAAUCAUCUUUAUUUAUUUCCAACAAUAGAAGUGCCUUUUUCUUCCUUUGUUUUGUUGUUUUUGCUUUUAUCUCUUUUAUUACUUCAAUUGGUAUCAGAGCCUUACACAAUGAAUGGCUUGAAUUAGAUUUAAAUUCCUAUAUUGGAUGGGAAGAAUUACAACAGGUGGAAUGUCCAAAUGAGGGUGCUUUUCGAUUACCAUGAGUUGCUAGGUGUGGUGGAGAUUGGAGUUGCUGAACUUGCAGAAAAUGCAAAUGAUGCCCAAAAGCAUGCCCAUCGUGAGAGCAAGAAAAAGGAUAAGAAGGCAUUAUAUUUCAUCCAUCAAGGGGUGAAUGAUGAAGUGUUUGAGAAGAUUGAAGAUGCAACUACGUCAAAGCAAGCAUGGGAUAUCCUAAUGACAACAUUCAAAGGUGUAGAGCAGGUUACGAAGCACAUUGCGGCAGCAAUAGAAGAAGCCCAUGAUUUGUCCCAAAUGACUGUUGAAGAGUUGUCAGGCUCAUUAGAAGCACAUGAGCAGAGAAUGAAUGAGAAACGGACAGAGAAGUCGAUUGAGCAAGCCUUCCAAAGCCAAGUUUCCAUCAAAGGUGAUCAAGGUGGUGAAACAAGUCAAAAGCAUGGUGAUGAUGACCAAGAAAAAUCAAACUUUGGCCAUCGACAGAAUACAAGAGGUCGUGGUUGUGGAUGUGGUAGAGGAAGAUAUAAGGAGAAUGAUCAAAAGGCUCAUUAUGUACAAGAGGAAGAUGACAGUGAAGAUCAUGCUCUUUUGAUGGUUACAUCAACAAAUGAGGCAUCAAACUAUCACACAUGGUUUCUUGACACUGGAUAUGAAAGUACUGUACUAAUGAUGGGAAAAGGGAGAAUUCUCAUCAAGCUGAAGAAUGGAGAUCAUAAUUAUAUUUUAGACAUGUUCUAUGUGUCGGAUAUGAAGAGUAAUCUGCUUAGCUUGGGUCAAUUGCUGGAAAAAGAGAAUAUGGUGAAGGGCUUGCCUAGCAUAAAUCAUCCAGAGCAAUUGUGUGAGGCUUGUACUCUUGGAAAACACAGCAGGUUAGCAUUUGUGGUUGGAAAGAAUUGGAGAGCAAGAAAGCCAUUGGAACUUGUUCAUUCUGAUGUCUGUGACCCAAUGAGUGUUACAUCAACUAGUAAUAAUAGGUCCCCAACAAGGAGUCUUCAAAAUAUUACUCUUGUAGAAGCAUGGAGUGGUUUCAAGCCAAGUGUGAAGCAUCUUAAGAAGAUGAAGCUUGGAGAUUUAGAACCUAUAUUUUUUGAAGAGGCCGUUCAAGAUCCUAAGUGGGUGAAUGCCAUGCUUGAGGAGAUGAAGGCAAUUGAGAAGAACAACACAUGGGAGCUUGCUAACUUACCACAGGGUCAAAAAGCAAUUGAUGUCAAAUGGGUCUUCAAGACAAAGAUGAAGUCCAAUGGAGAGAUUAAAAGGCAUAGAGCAAGAUUGGUGGCAAGAGGGUUUGAACAACGUCCUGGCCAUGAUUAUAAGGAGUCAACAUUCUUCAAUGGUCCUCUUGAAGAGGAAGUUUUUGUCAAGCAACCACCAGGAUUCAUGAAAGAAGGAAGUGAAGAUAAAGUGUACAGAUUGAAGAAAGCACUUUACGAUUUGAAGCAAGCACCACAAGCAUGGAACAAGCGCAUUGAUUCAUUCUUUGUCAAGGUUGGAUUCAAGAAAUGCAACAACACCAAAAUGAUUGAAGACUUCAAGAGGUUUAUGAUGCAUGAAUUCAAGAUGAUAGAUCUUGGUGUAAUGUCUUACUUUCUUGCAAGAACUCUUGUGGAGGUUGGAACUAAGUUGUUCAAGGAGGGUGAAGAAGCACGUGUUAAUCCCACUUUCUUCAAGCAACUUGUUGGGAGUUUGAGUGAUUGGGGUGGAGACUUAGAUGAUCAUAAAAGCACUAUUGGUUAUUGCUUUAAUUUCGGUAGUACAGCUUGUUCAUGGUCAUCAAAAAAGCAGUCAAUCGCUACAUUUUCAACCUGUGAAGCAGAGUAUGUGGCGGCUGCCUCAAGUGCAUGUCAAGCAAUAUGGUUGCAAAGCUUGAAGAAUCAAGUUCUUGAAGGGUAUGAUGGGGAUAUCUACUCUAUCGAAUUAGGAUUAAGGUGGGGAUGUUGGAGUUAAUCCCGAUUCUGAAGCUAAUUGUUUUGAAUGAGUCCUAGCUAGUGGAGUUUAUGUGUCCCACUAUUGUGGUUGCUGAUAGCCACGUUUCCUUGUUUUUAGGUUUCAGUUUGUAGUGGCUAGAGAAUAGGAGUUUUU
Rubroshorea leprosula is the source of this 2440-nucleotide messenger RNA. Lineage: Eukaryota; Viridiplantae; Streptophyta; Magnoliopsida; Malvales; Dipterocarpaceae. The record is from the annotation of a GenBank genome assembly.